Suillus subaureus is the source of this 1034-nucleotide messenger RNA. RefSeq lists its product as uncharacterized. The transcript is spliced from 5 exons. Bases 220 to 831 code for a protein of 203 amino acids. NCBI's taxonomy places the organism in Eukaryota, Fungi, Basidiomycota, Agaricomycetes, Boletales, Suillaceae. Gene Ontology annotation, biological process: mycotoxin biosynthetic process. The record is from RefSeq and is a predicted model, not a curated record.
GCAGGGUCAUGGUCAAAGAUUCCCCACAGUACUCUCCUGUCGAUCCUGUUGACAAUUAUAACGAGGAAAAAUCAUUUGGUGAUGCAGAAAGGUUCUGUGCAGAACCUCGUACCGAGUCGCAUAUCCUUCGUGUGUGGCCCAUGUUGAACCAUGGCGCGUCGAUAUGCACAUCGAUGAUCUUUUUCGUGCUAUGGAUAGGCACGCCUUCGUCCCACCUGCAUGUACGAUAUUCCUAUAUACUCUCCAGCAAUUGUUGCUGUCGAGCCCGUGAUUGUAAGGUUUAACGGAACCCUCGACUUUCCUUCUAUCUAUCGUGGCCCUCCUUCCCCAGAAAUUGAUGCCGCUUGGGCCAGGAUAGCUCAAGAUGUACUACCGACUCGAAUGUCGCUUGAGGAUUUUGUCAAAGCUGGCGAAGUAGAUUCACCUUCCAAGGUUAAGUACCCAGCUACAUAUGGUGGGGGUCUCGUGGUAUCCAUGGAAGCUUAUCACCAACUCCAUUGUCUGAAUUUACUUCGCAAAGUCACGUGGCCCGAGUAUUACAGACCCACAGAUACUUCGCUCGAAGUAAUCCCCAUGCACCUUGAUCAUUGUAUUGAAAUGAUCAGACAGAAUAUCAUGUGCAAUGCUGACGUGACGAUGAUAACAUGGGACUGGGUUCAAGGACUCGAAACCACAUACCCUAACUUCAACACCCGCCACCAAUGCAGGAACUUCGAGAAGAUCUUGGAUUGGGCUGUCCACGCUGUUCAUAUCCCACAGUCGGUGGUUACUCGUUUUGAAGAUACAGUUGACAUUCCCUUGCCCUUUCAUCUGAUGCACCAUGAUGUGUAAGGAAUAUUGUACUACUUACUCACUAUACACAUUCACGAGUAUCUUGAAAGAAUGGCAACGAUUAAGAGUGUAGUCGAAUUAAUGUAUUCUCAGUACGUCAAUGAUCGUAGCGGCGCUGGGAAGCGCCAGUCCCCAACUCCCAGAAAUAAUAGAUUGGCAGCAAACAGUAUAUUCUGUUUUCCUUCUGGAUGGGCUUGACAGAG